CACCAAAGCGGUGUCAGGCGCCACAAUCAGUCGGGAGUCGAAACAGCAGGAGGCCAUCGGGCAAUGGGGGCUCGUCCAGUGCUGCUGCUCAUCUCAACCAACCACGACUCUCCGUUCCAACAGCUCCGAAUAUAUAAUAUAUAAACGGAACUGGCCGAAAGAGAAUAAAGGACGCAACUACGUUUGGUUCAGUCGGUGAAUCGCUGUUUUGCAAAGUCAAAUAUUACUUGACAUAAAACGAUACCAUUAAAUUGAGGGCUAGGAUGAAGCUCUUAUGUGUGAUCGGGAUGCUUUUGGUGGCGGACGCAUCUCCAAACCUCUUCAGAGUGCCUCUCUACAAGACCCGCACCGUGCGCCGCAUGAUGAGCGACCAGGGCCGGUCUCUUGAGCAGCUCCAGAACCUGGCCCAGAGCGACCCCUCACACACGGCCACCGUGGCCCCCCCACAAACCAAGCUGCCCGUUGAGAGAUUGACCAACUUUAUGGAUGCCCAGUACUACGGGGUCAUCAGCCUCGGCACUCCUCCCCAGGACUUCACGGUUCUGUUUGACACUGGGUCCUCCAACCUGUGGGUGCCGUCCAUCCACUGCCACUUCCUGGACCUGGCCUGUUGGGUCCAUCACCGCUACAACUCCAGGAAGUCCAGCAGCUACUCCCCAAACGGCACCCAGUUCUCCAUCCAGUACGGCCGCGGCAGCCUGUCGGGGUUCAUCAGCGGGGACACGGUCUCAGUGGCUGGUCUGGCCGUCCCUCAGCAGCAGUUCGGGGAGGCGGUGAAGCAGCCUGGGAUCACGUUUGCGGUGGCACGCUUCGACGGGGUGCUGGGCCUGGGGUACCCCGCGCUCUCGGUGGGUCGCGUCACCCCGCUGUUCGACACGGCCAUGGCCGCCAGGCUGCUGCCUAGCAACGUCUUCUCCUUCUACAUCAGCAGGGACCCGGCGGCGGCCGUGGGGGGGGAGCUGGUGCUGGGGGGGACGGACCCCACCCACUACAGCGGAGAGCUGCACUACGUCAACGUCACGCGCAAGGCCUACUGGCAGAUCAAGAUGGACACCGUGCAGGUCGGAGGUCAGCUGACCUUGUGUUCCAAUGGGACCAGUGGGACCAGUGACCGCCCUCAAACCCCACCUGGGACCAGUGGAACCAGUGGGACCAGUGACCGCCCUCAAACCCACCUGUAA
This is a messenger RNA of Gadus macrocephalus (Pacific cod), 1181 nucleotides long. RefSeq names its product napsin A aspartic peptidase (gene napsa). Gene Ontology annotation, biological process: proteolysis. The record is from RefSeq and is a predicted model, not a curated record. Gene Ontology annotation, cellular component: lysosome. NCBI's taxonomy places the organism in Eukaryota, Metazoa, Chordata, Actinopteri, Gadiformes, Gadidae. The transcript has 8 exons. Gene Ontology annotation, molecular function: aspartic-type endopeptidase activity. The coding region runs from base 264 to 1181 and encodes 305 amino acids.